AUGGAAAGACAGUAUUUGACCGACCAGAAGCCGGAAUUCAUCAAACGGGUGAGUUAUUUAUAUUGUAGUAGGUUUGAUUUUUAGGCCAUGCGAUGCAGAUGCCCGACGGUAAUGAUGGUGGUAAUGACUUGUUCCGCUUCGACGCAAUCAACCCGACCCUUUCUUCCAAUCGUCGACUUGGAUCAGCGCAAGAAACGGCCGUUCUAUGGAGUUAAAAGCGACGUGGUCAAGGUUUGCUAUGACUGCAAUUUGACUUAAAUUGUGUUUUUACAAACGGUUUAUUCGAAUAAAUUUUGUAAAUAGCAGUAUUUGUUUGAGUUUUUGAUAAAUUAUCCAUCAGAAAUAUUUGAUUUACCUAACAUCAAAAAUUUUUGAUGUGCCCCACAUCAAAAAAAAAUAUCGUAUUUUUUUUCUUUUUGAUGAAACGAAACAUCAAAAAAACUUUUUUUGAUGUUUUCAUCAAACUCUAAUAGACUGAUGAAAAACAUCAAAAAUAUAUGAUGUUUUUUAUUUCAGUGUUGAAUGUAUUGGAUAUACGAUGAAGCAGGGAAGUAUGAUAAAUCAUCGAUUUUUAUAUUAGAAAAAUGUGUUGCAUGUGAUUUGUUUUUCGACGUUUCGGGUCAACACGAAAUUGAUCGAUACAACGAAGCCUAGGACAGGCGGAGACCCAGAAAUCAAUAAUAGGAAAUGCCUAUGAGGCAUCGAAAAGACGUUGGAUGCUCGGCGGACGGUCGGCAAAGGCUCGGCGGAGACUUGGAAAAGACGGCGAUUCAACUUUUCGGGUCAGCGAACAGUUCCGAUUUCGAUACUACGGAUAUCGUUGGUUUGUCGUUUUAUGCAUGGGGGAGGCUAGGAGAUGGCUUAUUGUUAGUUAUCAGAAAAAAUAGGAUUGAUCGAAAUCUAGGAUAGCUUAUCAGCUAUUAACUACAUUCAGUCACGUUAAAAAUAAAUGAUUUUUUAUAUGUUACAACAACUCACAGUAAGGGAAACUAACGUUAGUAAUAACUAAAAUUAGAUAAAGUGGAAAUAUUGCAAGCCCACGCCAAUUCUCUGCCAAGCCCUCAUCGAGCGUCCGCCGACCAUCAACCGCUUUUCAGGCCUCGUAGGCACUUCCUACAACCUUUUUUGGCAACUUGUCCUACACCCCGUAUCGAUCUCUUCUAUCAGUCUGUCGGAAAAAUAACGACGGAUCGUCGCAUCAAGAUGUCUAGCCUCGCCGCUGUCGCGCACCAAAUCCCAAGCCGCGGCUUGCAGUUGCAAAGCGAUGAUGGGCGAUUCCGAGGCGCGACGAUCCGCCGUUUUUUUCCCGACAGACCGAUAUAUUGACCCGAGCUGCCGUUGACCCAAAAAGUCCUAGCGCCAUUUAUUUAUUGCUUUCCAAAUGAUUGCAAAAUAUCUAUCGAUUUUAAAUCAAAGUUUUCCACUUUGAUUUUCAAGUCUAUCCGAUCUAAACUUUGAUUUGCAAUCAUUCCCUUUCGAUUCUUCGUCCUUGAUUUUGUAAUUUUAGCCAAUUUUCCUGACAAACAUUAGAAAACUUUAGAGUUUUCUCUUCCAUCGAUGAAAGUCGGAGGUGUAAAGUCAUAAAACCUCCCUCUGCUUUCUUUUUUCUUUGUUUUCGACAAACCAAAAACAAAACAUUUGACGAUUUGAGUCAAAAAAUUGUUCGUCGAACUUCCAUCGACCAAAAAAAGGUCGUUGUUUUUCGUCGUAAAAAGUGGUGGUGAGUUCAAAGUUGAAGCGAUAAGACAACAAAUUAGUAUUUUUCUCCGAAUUUUUUUGAGAAUGAUGAAAUUCGAUUAAAUCUUGCGUAAUUUGAUCAGUUUACUGUACCGCAGUAAGAAUCGAUUCGAUUGGCUAGUCGAUUUCUCUGAGAUAAAAACUACUUCCUUGAGCAAUAAAUCGCUUAGAAAUAGUUCGUCCCCGGUACUUUGGAGGGCUGGAAUUUCAAGGGAAUCGAAGCAAAAUGGAAAUGGAAAGUUAAAAUGACAAAUUAAUCUUCUGUAAACUGUAUGACGGAUGAGUUCCCAAGGAAUUCGAUGUGUUUACAGUCGAUAAAGCAAAUUUUCAAUCCAUCAAUUUGUUGAGAAAAUUUGGACAAACUGUGAGUCAGUAAUGAAUAAAAUGCUUUUUGAUGACUAAUCAGAAAAGUCAUUGAAUUUAGUUUAGGUGGCCACAUAGUGACCCCAGAAAAUUUUAGCCCAAAAUUUGCAGCUAUAGCCGAGCUAUCCAACAAUCUUUGUUGACAAGAGAGCGCGGAAGACGAGGAGGGAUGAGAAGACGUGUUUCGACCAGAAAUUUGUCAAUUUUGCGAGGAAGUUUUUGUUGAAAUAGUGCUCAAUACAAUAUAGCAUGAAGGCAGUUUUCCUUCAUGUCAAUGAUAUCGAAAUUUCGACAAUAUUUUGACAUGAGUUUUGCAAGCGCUUUGCUGUAAAAAACGGCCGAGAUUAUUAGGCCCAAGUUUUGCAAAUUUUUGGCAUUUCUUUUCAAGGGAAAGUUUGGAAAGUUAACAUUCCUAACCGUCUGUUAAACAGUAAUCAUUCACUGAGCCAAGGUUUCCGCUAGGAAACGGAGAUAAAACAUUUUUCUUUCUGACAGCUCUCCCGAUUAUUUGUACCCUCUCUCUCUUGUAAAAAUUGUUGGAUAUUUGGGCUAUCUAUGCCAAGUGCAGGCGCAGUAUUCCAUGGAAAACAAGAUUUCUAGGCCACUUUUCGGCUUGAACCGUCUUUUCUUUGUUUUUUAAUUGUCAGUACAACAAUGUCCCAUAUACAAUGAGGCCUGUCCAUAACGAACAAAUUUAACGGCCUUACAGAUCAAUUAAAAAAAAGCUUAAACGAUUAUAUGUGUAUGCAGAUGUUCCUUUCGUUGCACGGAGAACCUUGCAAUUCCUGAGCGUUUGAAGCCACUGCCAAACCAAGACUCUCCAAAGUUUUGUCACCGCCAAACGCCUUGCUCCCCUGAAGUUUCGAGCCAUUCCUUCCGCAGGCCUUGAUCGAUCACUCGACCCUGUUUUUCCCACGUCUUACCCAUCAGACUCCCACCCGAUGAAAUUUGUUAUUUCAUCGACAAAGAUGUGGAACAUUGACGAAUUUCCAUCAAUCAGCGGUCAGAGUUGAGAAAGAAGGCAAACGGAAAGGGGAAUCGUUCAGGGCGAAAAGUUUAUGGCUUCAAGAUAAAAAUGGUAACAAUAAUAUGUGCUGCGUAGUGUAAUGUUGCUGUUUUUAGGCUUGAUCAUAUGAGGGUUUAUGUGAUGGAGAGGUUCUUGUGAUAUCGUAGAAUGUGCUUUAGUGGUUUUAUGACAAAACUUGUGGUUUUUAUCAACAAAUUUCGACGUUUUUGGGUGUUAUGGCCGCACUGUGGCAUUCAGGUCUUGAUGAAGCCUGGAAAAAAUUUGGAGUCAAUUUUUCCAAGGCACGAGGGAUUGCUCUAGCUCUUGCUUCCACGGAAUCGACCAGAAAUUUCUAACUCUCUAAACUCUCAUCUAAGAAAUGGAGAAAACGAUGAGAACUCAAAAAACGCCCAAUUUUCGCUCCAUUCUACCUAAACCAUUCAAUUUUCACUGCAAGGCGGAAGCUAGAGAUCUCGCAUAUACCCUAAAAACUAUUAGUUUUAAUUUGGACCGAGCUGCUUCAAAUUCUGGCCAUCUCAUUUUGAGGGUUUCCUAACAGAAUCGCAAAAGUUUCCAACGCCGAAAAGAAUACAUAAAUAAUACCGUAUGAAUCCUGAAGAAUCUAUAUGAAAGACUAAGCCUAAGCCUGAGCUAGGCCUCCGCGCUUGGUCACCGUACCCAUUUUUAGCACUUUCCCUGCAACGCUAAAAAGUUUAAUUUCGAAAAAAUUUUGUUGAAAUCCCAAAACACACCGCAAGUUGAAAAUAAAAACAAAAAACAUCCUCCACAUUCACAUGAUUCCCAUCACCAUACGGUAACAAACACCUUCACGACUUUCUAGAUGCUACUAAUUGAAGAAGUUUCCCCAAGAAUCGGAGAGAAUUAAACUCCAUCCGAUCGACUGUCGAUCACAGCCGCCGGGCAAGGUCGAGAAGGGUGUUCCAAGCGAUAAAAACGUCGACUGUUGACGAGUUCAUCGACGCAGAUCAAAGUGGAAAGACAAAUGGGGAAAUUUUGGGAAACGUUCCGACGCUGAGCGGGCGUUACGGAAGGGUGGUGAGGAAUACAGUUAUUAGUGGUUUUGAGACGGUUCGGGCAGGUUGACGGCUGUUGUGAUAUGUAUUUUAUAUUGGGGGAGGCUGAUGGUUGUUUAGAUUCGUUUACUUUUUGGGUUGAUUUGUGGGUUUGAUUGAAUCGUUUGGCUUGGCCUUUAUGGUAGUUUGGCUAUAUUUUUGUAGGUUUAAUGACCUUGAACAUAAAAUUAGGAGCGUCCAGAGCACGAUGCUCCGGUAGUAACUGCCUCUGUAAACAAAAUUCUAAAGAAAUUCAGCAGAGACGGUGAGAAAAGCGGACUGUAAUAUCUCCCUAUGAUUUCCUGGGGCAACAAAAAUCGAAGAACAUCUUGAUUGCGUCUACAAAGCAUGAGCUAAAACUUGAAGUAACUGGUACUUGACCUAUGUACAAUGCGUGGGAAAAAUAAAAGAAAUAUCUAGGAUUCGUACAGGUGAGCAUAAGCGAUCUCUGUUUGCCUCAAAGAUAUAUCCGUAUGUUACGCUCCCUGCAAAUCCCGAGCCAAAAUUUUCGAAAGUCCGUUGCUAUCUAGGCGCAAUUCAUCUACAAAAUUUGUCAAAAAUAUGUCUCUAACAGCCCUUUCUAAGACCUGUCUGUUCAAUACCGAUUGUCUGCAGAGUUGUGGAGGAUCUAUAUUUAUCUUCUUCAGACGUUUAUCCAUGACCACGUGUGUUCUCAUGUUUUACGAUCGGAUGUCCUUUCAUGGAAGACACAAAGAGUCUAUUUGUCUCUAAUCCUUAGGUAUACAUGGUUAUUUGCGUCUACAAGAUUCCAAAGGACUAUUUAAAAGCAGUCACUUUUGCUUUCUUGCUAGUUAACCGUAAGAUUCACAUUGCAAAAUUUCUGUUUUUUUGAAAUUUGGCGCUCUUGUGAGUUGUCGAUGACAUUGGAAACAUUUGUGUAAUAUUGUUAUCAACAAAAAGUUAGAAUUUUAACUACAAGUCGAUUGGCAAAGUCGCUGGAUUUCGCCGGCAUGCACUGUGCAAAUUGAAAAAGUUUGGUUUGCACCGUGCCAUAGGUUUUUUGGGCUGUCGCUUGAGGGCUUUUCGUUGUCUGGUUUUCACUUUGCAAACAACAGAAAUCACCCCACAGACUUUCCGGACUAACAAUAUUCUAUUAUUCCACUAUCACUCUGGAAACUAACGUCGAUUUGUCGCAGCAAGAUAUCUUGACUUACUGCAUUAGUCCUCUCUUGUGGCUGAACAUAGGCUUUUUUGGGCUAUCUCUCUGACUUUUUCUACACAGUCCAAACGCCAAAAAUUACUCCAGCGACGUUACGAUCGGACUCGUAUUUCUUUUAAGACUACAGAAACUCUUGGACGUCUUGAUUCGUUUUUCUUAUGAAUUCUCACGGUAAAAAUAAAAAAAAAUUACAAUUUCACAUCUUACCUUCCGAAGUGUAACGGGCUGUUCUUUCCAAUAAAUCUCUCAUUUUUUACAUUCUACUGUAUAAUUGUUGAGCAAUGUUUACAACAGUUUUUCCUUGAUUAAACUAAUUUCCCGGCAAUCGAACAAAACUCUUUUUUUUUUGGUCGCUCAAGGAGGUGAUUAAAGCUGGCAAGGUCAGAUUUAAAACCCUAAAGUUGAGAGUUGAAAAACGAAAGUUCGGGUUGUCCUUUGCGGUUAAUUUGUUUUUUCCCGCGUCCUGUAAAUAAUUCUCUACUGUAAAUGGAGGAGAAAAGGAUGGGUCAUGGGUCUCGACUUUGUGGUUUAGAAGGUUUUUGUGAUGAGAUAGGGCAGGGCAAAUAACGAGCGGGCUGAGUAAUGGGUCCAGGGUAAUUUAUGGGGAACGGUCAGGUUGCAAAUUCACAGAUCAAACAUGAAAAACUUCGUGUGUUACGGAAAUUGUAAGCAGUUUGCUUUAGGAAAACUUUUAUCGCCAUAUUUGCAAAAAAAUCAAUGCUACACGGCUUAGUACGAAUUUGUGGUGAAAAAUAAAAAAAAGGUCAAAGUAAGCCAGGAUUUUAGUGUCAAAGAGUAUCAAUGGCAAUGAGACACAUAUCUGUAAAUACCUGUUUUUAAAAUAGAAGAUCGCUGGGAUGUUUUUCGCAGCCUUUCGCGGGCCAAACAGAACCUGAUACAGAAAAUGUAGCCUUCUUAUGGCUUUACUGUGUAUAUUUUCUGUAGAACUAGAUCAGUUUGAUUUAGGAGAAGUUUUGCCAAUUUUACUCAUUAGAAAAAUUCGAGGUUGUACGGCUUGAAUUAAUGGCAACGAGACCUGUUUUUAAAGUAAAAAGUUGUCGGGAUACUUUUUGGAGCCUUCUGCGGAUCCUAAAAAAAACUGAUAAAGGAAAUGUAGCUUUCUUUCGGCUUCACUGUGCUUUCUUCGUGGCUCCGAUAUGAUUCGAGCGGCUUGAUGAUACGUUGUGACAUGAAAUGUUAGCUGAUCACAACCUUAGUCUCGACUGCAAGAAAUUCAGAGCUCGCUUUACAGAGGUAACCCGUCAAGCGGCCUUUGCUUCCAGAAGAGUACAUCAACACAAACCUAAGUUUAUGUAUGCGUCUAACAAUAAGAAAAGAUUUUGAGCAUUUCUCCCAUCAUCUUUGAGUAGCUUUCUAGCCUCAAACCCGCAGAAAUUUCCUCACUUUUCCUUUUGCAUGCAAAAAUGCGGGUUGAUCUUUUAAAAUCAACGAGACUUUCCGCAGAGACUUUGCGUAGACGCCGCGCCAAAGAUUUGCGUUUUUAAGGCAGAACGCAACUUGAAUUUAUGAGUUUACGAUAGCUAAAGGGACGUGGAUGAUCUCUUAGAACCAUUGACCUUUUAUAUUCGAUGAAUUUUCUACGGAAAAAUUUGCUUAUAUCCAAAUGAAAUUUGCAAACUGUUUUUUUCUGAAUUUGGAAAUUUCAAACGUUGUUAUUUUUAAUCACUUUUAUUAGGAUGACUCUAGUUUUGAUGUUUAUGAUUCAUUUGGCCGCUUUUAAAGUGUCUCUCAUAACUGGCCUUGGGCAGUGUUUUGAGGCCAUAUUAAGCGUCAUUGGUUGAGGCCUCUUCAUGAGGAUUACUCAGUUAGAUUUUUUUGGUUCUUUAAUAGCGAUUGUUAAAUCUAGAUGCUCCAUAUUUCAUCAAAGACUGUUCACGUUGAUAUUAAUCAAAUCGAUGUUGUGUUCGCACAGUGACGCCCAUGAUACGUUUUAAUUUUUCACGUGAAUUUCCCAUAGGGCAGAUAUAAAUUGUUCAAAAUUUUAGCUAGUAUUAUGGAAGGAGAGGCAAGGCAUAAAUCUGGAAAAUAGUGAUAUUCAGCAAUCUUUGACGAUGAGAGAAUAGGCGAUUCAGGAGUCGGAGAAAGAGCUGUCGGAGAAAACAAAGUUUUUGGGCCAUAUCUUCGCAAACACCGCCAACUUUUGUACAAUAACUGAAAUUCCUCCUGCAAAAUGCGGGUUAGAGGUGUUGCAAAUGUCAUAUACUAGUUUAAUGUACAUACAUCUACACCUAAGUCAGUGAAACUCGAAGUGUUUUAUCUCCAGAAUACUACCAGUUCGCUCCAAAUUUACCAGCUCUCCUCGUUUCGCAGUGUCAGGCCCACAAUGAUUUCUGAAUGUAUUGGCUGUGAUUGAGAAGCGAAAGCUAAAAAUUAUGCGCCGAUUAACGUUUUUAAAAAUGCGAUGACAUUUUUUGAGUCUACCCUUACCAACCCAUUGAUCUCAAAUCAGUUCAAAAAUUUGUUAUUUGCCAUUAUAUGUACAUUUCUCUCAUCUCUCUUUGAUACACAGCCGCCGCGACGUCCACCGCCGAUCAAUUGCCGCCAAUGUGAAACUUAUCUUUUUUAAUUUUCGACUUUAUUUGUACAUCUUUAACCCAAAAAGCAACGUUCUUCUUCAAGUCGCAAAUUCAAGGUAAGGGCUUUACACAAACGGCUGGGAACGACGUCUUCCGGGCGCUACCGUACCGCCAUUCUCCUUGGUCUUUCGACGACCUUAAGACGUUCGAUGGGAGGGAGGGCGGUAGUUCAAAGUGUAGAGACUCUCGAUUGAAACGUUUAGUUGUUGGGUUGGGACUUGGGUUGGGCUGUGCGUUCUUGGGAGUUGGACUUAAGGGUAAGGGAAUGGACUUGACGGCAUAGGAGGCGGUCAAAAUUUGAUGGUGAUUAUAAAGUGGAAAGAGAUCUAUGUUUUGCGCAGUGACUCCUACACAAAGGUCGUUGAAUUUCUCAACUGCCCUUGCAAAGUGCGAGCUAAAAUUUUUAAGUGCUGGUCAUCACUCAAACUUGAUGAAGCUAGCUAAAUUUUAAACUACGUAGUCUUGAAUUUUUACUUUAAACAAUUUGAUUUAAGAAGAAACCUUUAUACACUCUACACAUUCUAUGUAGGCAACUUUCCAUUCUUCCUUGUACCUGUUCCUACCAUAUCAACACUUUUGGCUUCCGUUCUCGCGUUCUUUGAUUCGUUAAUCCCCUAAAUCCGCUCUUUUAUCGCUUCUCAUCCCCCCAUUAUAACAUGUUUCUGUUCCAGGUUUCUUCAACUCUUCAACUCGCCCUGAGAACCGACAAAAAAUCUCGGAAGGAUUCGCCAACGCCCCUUUUCGGAAAUAUGUCGCCAAAUAAGGUGGCGGACAUUGUGAAAGAGCCCAAAUACGACACAUUCGCCAGCGUUCCCACCGACUCUUCAGGACCGCCGAGCGAGGACGACAACUACGCCGCCCAAUGCUACACGGACAUGAUUGAGGACACGAUGCGAGCGCCCAUGAAUCAGGAGCAGUACGACAAGAUCUACGGGUAUCGGAAGCCGGACCAUCCGCAUCCGGUGAUGGUGCGCAAGCUCCUGAAGUUCUCCAAACGCUACACCAGGCCGUUCCAGUCGCCCAUGGCGUUCCUGGACAUGAUUUUGAGUUUCGUGCCGUUCAUCAAAUGGUUCCCGCGUUAUCCGUGGUCCCAGAAUCUGGCUGCCGAUAUCAUCGGUGGCUGCACAAUGUCCGUGGUCCAGAUCCCGCAGGGCAUCGCAUACGCGGUUUUGGCCGGCCUGGAUCCAGUGGUUGGGCUGUACAUCUCAUUCUUUCCGCCGCUAUUCUACAUGUUUUUCGGAACCUCGAGACAUAACUCGGUUGGUGCCUUCGCUGUGGUCGCGCUAAUGUCUAGGGUGGCGAUCAAUCAGUACUCAACGUUGAAUCCGGCUAGUCAUGGGCUGAAUGGGACGAUGGCUGAUGAUGGAACGUUCUAUUAUCCGCCUGCGGUUGUGGGAUCAACUUUGGCGUUCACUGUGGGACUUGUUCACGUAAGUGCUGAAUAAAAAGGGAUGCAAUUCUCAGGGGGUGUAUCUCAAGGGCUAACGGAGAUAUACUCUUUAUAUCUGCCAUGCUUGUUGUCACUAGAGCACAUCAUAAUUUCUGAAGGUCUUAGCUUGCGCUUUGCAAAAAGAGCUGAGAUAAUGAACAAUCGUUGCUGAUGGAAGGUUGUAGAAAUUGAGGAAAAAGUCAUUUUUCGACCUAAAAAUGUUGAUGCAUUCCGCAUAUCACAAGUUAAAAAUCUUGUAUAAUCUCAGAAAAGCUCCAAAAUGUGUGCCAAACUUUACCAGUUUAUUCAUAAAGGCACUGGAGUAAUUUUUGGCAUUUGCAUUUUGCAGAAACAGUUAGGGUCCCAGCGGCAGCAACAGAAGAAUCCUAUCGUAAGUGCAAUGUAAAGUUUUGCUUUCGCGCAGUGCAGGUCGCAGAAAUCAGUUCAGCGACUUUGUCAACUCACUGGCAUCAAAAUAAAACAUAAAUAUAAGCUUUCCUAUCUGACUACUUCCACCUAAACAUCCUUUCCAAAUCUUUACAACACUGUUCUCCGAUCCACCUUCAAUUUUUAUCAUUUUCAGUUGGCUAUGGCGGUUCUUCGUCUCGAGUUCAUUUGCACCUACUUCUCGGACGCGGUGGUUAGCGGGUUCUCGACUGGCGCCGCCACGCACGUCUUCAUCACUCAGCUGAACGCGUUCUUUGGGUUAAAAGGGCUGCCGGAACGGAAUGGAGCCGGAAAUCUUUUGUGGGUAAGGUUUUUCGUGAUGUUCUUUUCAAUUUAUAAUAACUUUUGAUGUAAAAAAUAUUAUUUCUGCAUAACGCGAAGCAAAAAUGUAAAAAAAAUUCAAAAAUCCGAGAAGUUUGUAAAAAAAAUGUAAUUUUCUCUUGUUCAGAAGCUCAAUGACAUUAUCCACGCACUCCCAGUGAAGAUCAACUACGUUACAACAGUUGUGUCGGUAAUUGCAGUCGUAUUUUUGGUGGCUGGAAAGAACUAUAUCAACCCGUAUGUGGUCAAGAGAUUCCGCUUGCCCGUCCCAAUUCCAUUCGAAUUGCUGUUGAUCAUCUUCGUCACAGCGGCUUCAUUGGUGCUGAGAUUGAACCCGGACUACAAGGUUGCCAUUGUUGGAAGCUUGCCAAAGGGGUAAGUUUGUUUACAAGGGAAAUACCCCAAGUGCGAUGCUCAGAUUUUGAUGAAAUUUGGCUCAAAUUUAGAACGGGUUUUUCUGAGAUAUUAUAUGCGAGAAUCCUAGUUUGCACAUUGCAGAGACAACCGAGAUCUUUAGAUCAAAAGUUAUCGAAAAUUUGAGACUUUUUGCUGAAUUCCAGCACGAAAAAUUUCAUGUCUAUUUCUACCGUAGAGGGUAAUUUUGCCACAAAAAAUAAAAAAUUUUCGCGCGGAGCUGGCAAAGAUAUGGCCAAAAAGGGGUUUUCUCUGUGACCUCUCUCCGUUUUCCGUACUCUCUCGGCCGCAAGUACUGUUCAAUAUCUCGGCGGUCCUUGCAAACUGCGAGCUAAAAUUUUCAGGAAUUGAUAUGUUCUCCAUGUCUAAACUGUGUGCAAAAUCAUAAAAAAAUCUGAGCGUCCACUUGGGGUACUUCUGUAGACAGUAGCCUUCCUUAAUGUUGUUAAAAUACGACUUUGUAUUUAAGUACGACCCCUUUUUGUGCUCUAUUUCUAACAAUUCCCUUUCCAGAAUGCCAGACGCCCAUUUGCCGGCUUGGGAACUAAUCCCAAAGCUUCUUCCCUACGCUAUCUCCAUCUCCAUUGUCGUGGCUGCCAUUCACAUUUCCCUAGCCAAAAUGUACUCCAAGAAAUUCGGAUACAAAACCGACUCCGGCCAAGAAUUCUACGCCCUCGGAUUCACGGCGUUCCUCUCUUCGCUCUUCCCAUUAUAUCCGAUUUGCUGUUCGUUGGGGCGAACGGUCGUCAACGUGGAUGCGGGCACGAAGACGCAGUUCAGUUCGGUGUUUUCGAGCGCCAUUAUUGCAAUGCUUAUCUUCUUCAUUGGGCCCGCGCUGAGGACGCUCCCGAUGUGCAUUUUGGGCGUGAUUAUUAUGGUGGCGCUGACUGGGAUGUUCCGAAAAGCGGCCGAAUUGAAGACGCUAUGGCCGAUCAGCAAGUAUGACUUUGUAAGUGGGGAAAUUUGGAUCGAAUUGAGGGUUAAAAAUGGCGUUUUAAAACGAAAAUUUCGAAAUUUUGGAAAAAUUUGAGAUUUAAAAAAAAUCGAUUUUUUUCGGUGAAUUUUUGAUUUUUUGAAAAAAAAAUAUUUUUUUCAGAAUUUUUACAAAAAAAUCAAUCUUUUGAAAUUCGAAUUUUUUGAUUUUUUUUAAAAUUUUUCGCAACAAAAACAAUAAAAAAUAUUUUCCAGUUCACCUGGGUUGUCAGUUAUGUGGCUACCGUUUUCUGGGACGUGACUCCAGGCCUUGGAAUCGCCCUUUCGUUUGCUUUGAUGACCACGGUAUUCCGAACUCAAUGGCCCAAAUGGUUCCAGUUGAUGCAAUUGCAAGGAACUGAUGAGUUCAAUGCGAGAUACGAAAAGAUUAGUGACAAUAAUGUGAGUUUUGGGGGUUUUUGAUUUGAUUUGAAACAGGAGUGCCAAAAUUUUGAUUAUGGAUACUUUUUGAUAUUAAAUUUUGUGAUUAUUGAUGAUUUUUGACACCAAAUUUUUGAGCAUUGAUACUUUUUGAUACCAAAAUUUUAAUUACGGAUACUUUUUGAUACCAAAGUUUUUAUUAUGGAUACUUUUUAAUACCAUUUUUUGAAUACUUUUUGAUACUAAAUUUUGUCCUUUCUUCGCUAUAUGAAAAUUUUGGCCUCCAAAAUUUCAAUUCUCCCCAUUUUUGUCAUCAAUUCAACCUUCAAUUUCAGGGAGUCUGCAUUUUCCGUUUCGACGCGCCAAUCCUUUUCACCAACGUUGAGCGUUUCAAGAACUGCGUUGAGAAGGCCCUGAACCACUGGAAAGAAGAGAAACCCCGCUUGAUCGGGCCAGAAGACCUCCAAGUCAAGGUGGUGGACAAAAACAAGACAAUCGAGCAACUGAACGAAGUAAUUCGCGGCAAAACUCCGGAGGAGGAUUGGUUCAAGAACAUCGGCUAUCGGCACUUCAUCAUCGACUGCUCCGGCUUCACUUUCAUCGAUUACAUGGGCGUGAACGCGUUGAAGGAGAUUUACAGCGACCUGCACAAGCAGCACUGCUUGGUGUACUUUGCGGCCGCCAAAGCCCGCGUCCUGGACAUGUUCGAGGAGUGCGGAUUUUAUAAAUACGUCCCGAAAAGCAACUUCUACCCCACGUUGAGGGAUGCGGUGCAAAUUGCGAAGAAGAGGAGGACACAAGGUACCUUCUAUUUGUUGGACCAAAUCGGCGCUAAAUACGACCCGGUGGAGGAGCAGUUCAAUAUCCAUACAGUGACCUAG
Messenger RNA from Bursaphelenchus xylophilus (pine wood nematode), 12801 nucleotides. Lineage: Eukaryota; Metazoa; Nematoda; Chromadorea; Rhabditida; Aphelenchoididae. The record is from the annotation of a GenBank genome assembly.